Molecule: messenger RNA, 933 nt
Organism: Acytostelium subglobosum LB1
Lineage: Eukaryota; Evosea; Eumycetozoa; Acytosteliales; Acytosteliaceae
Exons: 4
Coding region: 1-933 (310 amino acids)
Molecular function (GO): RNA binding
Source: RefSeq, a predicted model, not a curated record
AUGAUAAUAAGAGACGAACCAAAGAGAGACGAAGUAGGCCAGAACCCAGAUACCUACGACAGAUACUCGCCAUCGAGACGUAGCUCAUCGUAUGCGGACUACCCGCCACCACCCCCACCCCCUCCCUCGGGAUACGGUAGCGGUGGCUACAGCAGCAGCUAUGGCAGCGGCAGCGGCUACGGCGGUUACGGUGGGGGAUAUGGCGGCGGCUACGGUGGUGGCGGCGGCGGUGGCUACGGCGACUAUGGUGGUGGCGGCGACCGUCGCUAUCCAUCGAGAUACAGCAGUGCAGGAGGUGGCGGCUAUGGUGGUGCCACCGGUGGGGGAUACAGAGAUAGAGACUACAGGGACUCGAGAGACUAUGGUGGAUAUAGUCGCGACCCAUACAGAGAUGGCGGAUACGGUGGUGGAUACGACCGUCGCGGCUACGGCAGUGGCGGUGGCGGUGGCGGCUACGGUGGCGGUGGCUAUGGAGGAGGCUACGGCAUGGGUGGUAGGGACAGAGGUAGCCCCUACAGAAGACCACCCAAGAAGGAGAACCACAUCAUGGACCCAGAGGAGAGAGAGAAGAGCAAGUGUCUGUUCGUUGGCAACUUGCCAUACCACUUCAACGACACUCACUUGUCGUCGCUGUUUGGUAAGUUUGGUCCAUUGGUGAAUGUCAAUGUUGGCAUCGACAAGCGCACUGGUCACAACAAGGGCUUUGCCUUCAUCGAGUUUGAGAACAAGGCCGACGCCGAAGAGGCCUACAAGACCUAUACGACCACCGAUGUCCAUGGAAGACGAUUGAGACUGGACUGGGAUGUUGGAAUGGCCAAGAAGGGCAUCACCAAGACCACGCUGGCUGGCGCUCCAGGCGGCGUCGGCGACGCCUACCCACCCGUGUCGGGCACCCCCGAGCACCCCUCAUCUAUGAUUUCGCACCAGCUCUAG